AUGGAUUCUGACGAUGGAAUGAAUCCAUAUCGUCCCUCCUCUGGCUUCUUCAAUCUGUUACAAAGUCAACUUGAAACCCAAAACCUCGAAUACACUCCUUAUGAGGGUCCAUGUUCUAACGCUCCAUCUGAACUUGCAUCCCCUCAAGAAAACCGCAAUUCAAGGCAUGCAUGGUUACCAACAGAUGAUGUCAUGGGUGUCAGCGCUUGGCUAAACAAGAGCAAUGAUCCAAUUACUUCCAAUGAGAAAAGACGUGGAGCAUUUUGGGGAAGGAUUGCAGAUUACUUUGCAUCUUGUCUAAAUGCUGCAGGUCGGCCAAAGAGAGAGGCCAGUCAUUGUAAGCAGAGGUGUGGGAGGAUAAACUACUUGGUGUGUAAGUUCGUUGGUUGGUACGAGGCUGCCACAAGGGAGAAGUCUAGUGGACAGAAUGAAGAUGAUGUGAUGAAGCUAGCACACUGGAUAUACUUCAAUGAUCACAAACAGAGGGGAAGGGUGGGUGAGGAUGGGUCUGCACAGGAUGCACAACCGGUGAUUGAUGUCGAGGAUGAUCCAAUGCCCCGUCCUCCUGGUGUUAAGGCUGCAAAGGGGAAAGCCAAAAAAAGAUCUAACACUAAACCGGAUGUGGAGGACGAUUGA
Messenger RNA from Camelina sativa (false flax), 636 nucleotides. The record is from RefSeq and is a predicted model, not a curated record. NCBI's taxonomy places the organism in Eukaryota, Viridiplantae, Streptophyta, Magnoliopsida, Brassicales, Brassicaceae.